GGGUCACUAGACACCAGGCUCUUUGUGCCAGUGUCUGUCCAUGAACUUCCAGGCUGUGGGAUGUUUCUGUGACAGGGAUUGGGAAGUGCUGUGGUGGUGAUUUAUGCAUUUACCACUUCCUGAGUGGUGUUCAUGCUUAGCUGGUGCUGAGCAGCUGCCCCUUGAAACUUGAGCCAUUACUUCAUUUUUAUUUCUGUUUUGAUUGCAAGUUGAUCAUUAAUUUCACACUGUAAAUCCACUUUAUUUAGAAGGACUUAUAAUCCAUUUUAUUUUGUUGAAGAUUUUUCCACUGCACUUGCCUCUCUGCCCUCCUGUGUGUGUGGCCAUUUUGUUGGUGGGGAUUUAUCCCCAUGUUUCCUGGCCCCAAGCAGUUUCAAGAAUAGGAUUCAACAUCCCCACCAGUGGUAAAAAUUUCUAGAAUUAUUUUUAAGUCCUGCAAAUCAGAAAGCAUAGGGACAGAUGUAGUCCCUCCAGUUCUGUAUCCAAAUUGUUAUCUUACUAAUGGAAGUUAAAAGGAAACGUUCAGCAUUGUUGGCAUGAAAAUGAGGAAAGAAAAUGGUUUUACUUUCUUUUUCUAGUCACUUUUUUAUGAGAGGAAAUGGCUUUUGGUUCCAAGAGUCAUCAAAUCAAAUUUCUUUCUCCAACAAAACCAGACUUUUUUGUGAUGUGGUGGAAACUUGCCAGUUUCUGGUGUCUUGCUGUAGGAUAAAAGAGCUUUCAGACAUGAGUCCCAAGUUUGCAAUUCAAUCUCCUUGGGAAGAGCUCCAGGGAGUUGUUGCUGGGAUCAGGGAGGCUUUGCAUGGAAACAGAGAUGCAGAGAUCUGAUUGCUGUGUCUGAACCUAGACAGGCUCCUUAACCUCUCCUGAUCUGCAUGUGACAUCAGGCAUGCUUCCAACUUGCUGGCUGUUGAUUUAUGAGUAUUUGUAGGUGGUGAUAACUGAGUGAGCUUCAGGAUCUGGGAGUCUGCUUUAAUGCUGACUCCUCCUCACUGCUGCUUAAUUGAAAUAAGGUUUUGUUGAUGUUCCACUGGUGGUACAGAGCAAGGAGACCUUGAGCUGGACUCUAAAGAGCUGGACCUUUCUAAGCAAAGGCUGCAGCCUGCCCUUGAAGAAUACUAAACAAGAAUUAAGUUUUCCAAACUGUUUAGUGGCAUUGAAAGGUAUGACUUUAAUUCUUGUUGGAAAAUGCUGCUUUGACAUCUCUAUGUGACCCCAAGGAAGUUCAGAUUUGUGUGUCUCAGGGUAAGGAGAUAUUGGAAGCUCAGUCUCUCUGUCUGAAGGUGAAACUUGAGCCUGGAAAGGUCUCAGCCCUCGGUGCUGCUGUGUGUUCUUUGCCAUGAUGGGAUGUGGGAUGAGGAAGGGGAAAACCCAUCAGCUGUGCCCUGCUGUGAAAUACUCAUUUAACACAGGCCACUGAAUAGUCACCAGGGAGCAAGUCAUAAAAUUAACUAACCAGAGCUGGAUUCAAACCAGUAAAUUUCCUAAUAAUAAAAGGUGUGAAAAUGUCUUACAGUAAAUGAAGAAGAAAAAAGGACUGGAAGGACAGUCCUACCUGGAAAUUGCCCUGAAAAUACUGCUCUUACUUUGAGAGAUUAAAGAUGCUACUGUACUGUAUCAUGUGAAAUACCUUUUUUGUCCCAUUUUUGGCUACAUUAGCAUGGAAUAAUGUUGUUCCUCCAGUAAUCUUAUUUCUUUCCUAUUUACACUCACUUAAAAAUGAUUCUACCUUUGGAGCUAACCUCCUUCACCACUUGUUUAUCAUUAAUUUCCUCUCUGGUUCGUGUGGCAUCCCACCUGCCUGUAUGGAAGGUGGGUUUACAGCAAGAUCAGGUGCAGACACAAAAGGGAUAAAGCCCUUAAUUGCAGAGCUCAGCCCAUAGCAGAGCCAGGUGAGAGGAACUGAGUCCCACAGCAGCCUCAGCCCCAGCCCAGAUGGGGCUCAUGGGGUGCACAGGUCACCUCACAGGUUAAAAGCUCUUGGGGAAGCACAGGGAUCACCCCUGAACUUCCUGCUGCAAUCUCAGACUCCUUGGAGCAGGCUUUGCACCAGCCUGUUACCUCAGGGGAACAGCUCCAUCCCGGAGCUCAUUCAACAAUAUUUUAAGUGGGUGAUUGAAAAUCAAAAAGCAGCAGACAUGGAGCUUUCCCAGCACUCUGAUGCUCAUCCUCCCCUCUUGCUGAAGGGAAGGAUGGGCUGGGCUGGCCAUUGGCACGGUCACUGCUGUGCCCUGUUUGCUCUGGAGGAAAAGGGGGCUGAGGGGCAGUGCUGGGUCAUGCCCAGUGAAUUCCUGAGCCCUCAGCUAAUCCCAGCCAAGUGUGACAGAGGAGGAGAAGCCUCCAGCUUGUUCCUUUGGUUUUCACUGGAGUCAGCUGAGAGAGCCCUGCUGGGAAGGGGUGGGGUGGGAGCUCUGCCUCUCUCAGCCCCCAGACUCCAGUGGGUCAGGGCUGCUUUUGGGAGCAAAGCCAGGCCAGGGCAGCUCUGCUUCCUCAUGAGCCACCACAAAGUGACUUCUUGUGUGCACAAGCUGGACCUUUCCCAGAACCCAAAGGACAAGGUAGCCAGUGUCUAUGAGUCACCUGGCUUCUUCCUCGACUUGGAUCCAAUUCCAGGAGCCCUGGAAGCUGCACAGGAGAUGCUCCACAUGCAGGACACUGAAGUCUUCAUUUGCACGAGCCCUCUGCGGAAAUACGAGCACUGCAUCGUGGAAAAGUACAAGUGGGUUGAGAAACACUUGGGACCCGAGUUUGUGGAGCGGAUUAUUCUGACCCGAGACAAGACCGUGGUGGCUGCUGACCUGCUGUUUGAUGACAAGGACACCAUCCAAGGCGCAGAGCCAAACCCGAGCUGGGAGCACAUCCUGUUCACCUGCUGCCACAACCGGCACCUGCAGCUGCCGGCCCCGCGCCGCCGCCUGCGCUCCUGGGCCGACGACUGGAAGGGCAUCCUGGAAAGCAAGCGCAGGCAGUAGUGCAGGGAGGGAAUGCUGCACUCUUCCCACUGCCAGGGCACCAGCCCAGCCCCUGCCAUGCCCAGCAGGCACUGUCACUGCGGGGAUCAGCCACAGUAAGAAAGGAGCUGCUCCUGUCACACACAGCGCUCUGGGUUUCUGGGAUUGCUCUACACUCAGUUAAUCGCUGUAGCAUUUUGGAUGUUUGCUGUUGGAGAAGAGAAACUAUAAACUACAAGCAGCUGUGGUUGGAUUUUUGUGUGUGUUUAACCUCCUGUUUGGUUUGUGCUGUCUGGGGGCAGCGGGGAGAGCAAAAGAGGAAGAAAGCUCUCAAAUGUGAGCAGACCCAGUGUGGGUGUCUGCCAGGAAGCACUGUAAACAGUAAAACCUUUUACAUUUUACGUAUUUAGCUACCCUGGCUAUUGGGCUGUCUCUUACCUCAUGGCUGAUAAAGAAAAGAGACUAGGCUGGCUUUGAUUUCUUGGCCCAUGUGCUUAAGUAAGA
Catharus ustulatus (Swainson's thrush) is the source of this 3452-nucleotide messenger RNA. It is a transcript of the gene NT5C, whose product is annotated as 5', 3'-nucleotidase, cytosolic. Gene Ontology annotation, molecular function: 5'-nucleotidase activity. Gene Ontology annotation, biological process: pyrimidine deoxyribonucleotide catabolic process. The transcript is spliced from 5 exons. NCBI's taxonomy places the organism in Eukaryota, Metazoa, Chordata, Aves, Passeriformes, Turdidae. The record is from RefSeq and is a predicted model, not a curated record. The coding region runs from base 2136 to 2969 and encodes 277 amino acids.